CCGCACUUCGUCAACGGGACUGAUCUCGCAGGCGGAUGUGGAAGCGCCUAAAGUCUCGCGAGAUCUGCCCGCAGUCCCGGAAGCUCCACGUCAGUCAGAGGGAGAGAGAGACCAGGGGGAACCGGAGACAUGCCUCUGCGACUUGACAUCAAGAGGAAGCUGACUGCUCGGUCUGACCGAGUGAAGAGCGUUGACCUGCACCCCACCGAGCCAUGGAUGCUGGCCAGUCUGUACAAUGGCAGCGUGUGUGUCUGGAACCACGAGACCCAGACCCUGGUGAAAACCUUUGAAGUAUGUGAUUUGCCGGUCAGAGCGGCGAAGUUUGUGGCAAGGAAAAACUGGGUCGUCACCGGAGCUGAUGACAUGCAGAUUAGAGUCUUCAACUACAACACAUUGGAGAGAGUUCACAUGUUCGAGGCUCACUCUGACUACAUCCGCUGCAUUGCCGUGCACCCCACUCAGCCCUUUAUACUGACCAGCAGUGAUGACAUGCUGAUUAAGUUAUGGGACUGGGAUAAGAAGUGGUCCUGCUCUCAGGUGUUUGAGGGACACACACAUUACGUCAUGCAGAUCGUCAUCAACCCCAAGGAUAACAACCAGUUUGCCAGCGCCUCACUAGAUCGCACCAUUAAGGUUUGGCAGCUUGGAUCCUCCUCCCCCAACUUCACACUGGAGGGGCACGAGAAAGGGGUUAACUGCAUUGAUUAUUACAGCGGAGGUGACAAACCUUACCUGAUCUCUGGAGCUGAUGACAGACUUGUCAAGAUUUGGGACUAUCAGAACAAAACUUGUGUCCAGACUCUGGAGGGUCACGCUCAAAAUGUCUCCUGUGUCAGCUUCCACCCUGAGCUUCCCAUUAUCAUCACUGGUUCAGAAGAUGGUACGGUGAGGAUCUGGCAUUCCAGCACCUACCGCCUGGAGAGUACCCUGAACUAUGGCAUGGAGCGAGUCUGGUGUGUGUCUGGACUUCGUGGCUCCAAUAACGUGGCUCUAGGAUAUGAUGAGGGUAGCAUCAUUGUCAAGUUGGGCCGUGAAGAACCAGCAAUGUCCAUGGAUGCAAAUGGAAAAAUCAUCUGGGCCAAGCACUCUGAGGUGCAGCAGGCUAACCUGACUAUGGGAGAAACAGAGAUUAAAGAUGGAGAGAGGCUUCCUCUAGCUGUGAAGGACAUGGGCAGCUGUGAAAUAUAUCCCCAGACUAUCCAACACAACCCUAAUGGGAGGUUUGUAGUGGUGUGUGGAGACGGAGAAUACAUCAUUUACACCGCCAUGGCCCUGAGAAACAAGAGCUUUGGAUCUGCGCAGGAAUUUGCGUGGGCGCACGAUUCAUCUGAGUAUGCCAUACGUGAAAGCAGCAGUGUAGUGAAGAUUUUCAAAAACUUCAAGGAGAAGAAGAGCUUCAAGCCGGACUUCGGUGCAGAAGGUAUCUAUGGAGGAUUUCUACUUGGUGUGCGGUCUAUUAACGGUUUGGCCUUCUAUGACUGGGAGAAUACAGAGCUUAUCCGGAGGAUAGAAAUCCAGCCUAAACAUAUUUUCUGGUCUGACUCUGGAGAGCUGGUGUGCAUUGCUACAGAGGAAUCUUUCUAUCUAAAAUACCUCUCUGAGAAAGUAGCCACUGCUCAGGAGACUCAUGAAGGAAUGUCUGAAGAUGGAAUAGAGGAUGCCUUUGAGGUGCUCGGCGAAAUUCAAGAAAUAGUGAAAACUGGUCUCUGGGUUGGGGACUGUUUCAUCUACACCAGCACAGUAAACAGACUCAACUAUUAUGUCGGUGGAGAAAUAGUUACCAUUGCACAUUUGGACAGAACCAUGUAUUUGCUGGGGUACAUACCUAAAGAUAACCGUCUGUACUUGGGGGACAAAGAACUAAACAUUGUCAGCUUCCUGCUGGUGUCUGUCCUGGAGUAUCAGACCGCUGUGAUGAGGAGAGACUUCACCAUGGCAGACAAAGUGAUUCCAACCAUCCCUAAAGAGCAGAGGACACGUGUUGCCCACUUUCUGGAGAAGCAAGGCUUCAAACAGCAAGCGCUGGCUGUGUCCACUGAUCCUGAGCAUCGCUUUGAGCUGGCAUUGCAGCUGGGAGAACUGAAAAUUGCACAUCAGCUAGCAGUAGAAGCGGAGGCUGAACAGAAGUGGAAGCAGUUGGGAUUGGCCAUCAGCAAGGGCCAGUUUGGCUUGGCCCAAGAGUGUCUGCACAAUGCUCAGGACUAUGGAGGUCUUUUACUACUGGCCACGUCUUCAGGAAAUGCCUCCAUGGUGAACAAGCUGGCUGAAGGGGCCGAGAGAGAUGGGAAGAACAAUGUGGCUUUUUUGAGCUACUUUUUAUUGGGAAAAAUGGACACUUGCCUUGAGCUUCUGAUUUCCACUGGACGUCUGCCCGAGGCGGCCUUCUUGGCACGAACAUACCUGCCGAGCCAGGUGUCCAGGGUGGUGAAGCUGUGGAAAGAGAGUCUUUCCAAAGUCAACCAAAAGGCUGCAGAUUCCUUGGCUGACCCCACUGAGUAUGAGAACUUGUUUCCUGUUAAAGAGGCCUUCUUGGGAGAGCAGUUUUUGAAGCAGAAGAGCAGUCUACCCCUCCCAGGCAGCCAGUACCGCCUUGUCACUGUAACACCAAAUGAAGAAAGAAAUGUCUUGCAAGAAGCACAGGCAUUUGAACCAUCUGAAAGAAGCCACCAUAGUGGUGACCCUGUCCAACAGCCAGUGCAGCUACCUUCUGAAAGCACAGAAGAGAAGGCUUUCCUGGACUUAGAGGAAGAUCUGGACAACAUGGAAUUAGAUGACAUUGACACAACAGACAUAAACUUAGAUGACGAGCUCUCUGACUAAACUGUAUUCUCCAGAAUUUUAAUUUAAGUGACCAAACCGUGUUUUUUUUUUUUUUUUCCUCUCGUUUUUAUGGUCAGUCUGCACAGGUCCCAUGUCCAGACAUAGUCCAUCAGUGCAGGAGCCGGGCCUUCCUUGUACAUUUCCUUUUCAUUAGCUCUACUCUCACUCUGUAAACCUUUUGUGCAUUAACUGAAUAAAGGUUAUUGCAAAAUCA
This is a messenger RNA of Bufo bufo (common toad), 3034 nucleotides long. RefSeq names its product COPI coat complex subunit beta 2 (gene COPB2). The record is from RefSeq and is a predicted model, not a curated record. Gene Ontology annotation, cellular component: COPI vesicle coat. Gene Ontology annotation, molecular function: protein binding; structural molecule activity. NCBI's taxonomy places the organism in Eukaryota, Metazoa, Chordata, Amphibia, Anura, Bufonidae. Gene Ontology annotation, biological process: intracellular protein transport; retrograde vesicle-mediated transport, Golgi to endoplasmic reticulum; endoplasmic reticulum to Golgi vesicle-mediated transport.